AUGGAUACAGAAUAUGAAAAUAACUUUUUUAAAGUAUUUAGAAAUAAAUAUUUAAUAAAUAAAAUAUUUAAUAUUAUAUAUGAAACAGAAAUAGAAAAUAAUUAUAAUUUUUACUUUGGCCAUAGAUUAAAGUUUAAACGAAUCAAUGAUCUAUUCUUCAUUACAGAAAAAGGUUUAUGGGAAAUAUUGAGAAUGAAGCUAUUGGCAAAGGAAUCGAUUAUAAUGGACUGCACCAGCAUUCAAAAAUUUAUUGCCUCAAAUAAAGACAAAGAACUUUUAAAACUAACAUUAGAGAAAAUCAAACAAAACCAGAUUAUAAACAAUUCGGAAAUAAACAGACUUUUAGUCCAAAAUAUAUUUAAUAGAGAAACUUUAGAAUAUUUACUUUGCAAUGACCUAAUUUCAAUAGAUAUAGAAUUAUUAUUAUUUUCAAUUAAAAGCAAUAACAUCAACUCGUUUCAGUUUUUAAUCGACCACAUAAAACAUGACCAAAUAGAUCCAGAUUUUAAAAAACAAAUGACAAUGUUAUCAGUUAAAUCAAGUGAAAAGUUUAUUAAAAGUCUUUAUAACGAAAAACUUUUCGUUUCACUAGAUACCUAUUAUAAAAACAACUCCUAUAAAGAUCAUCCAAAAUAUUCAAUUGGUUUCAAAGAGUUUAUUCGAAUACAUUCUAACAAAGCAAAAAAAAUCCUUUUAGACUACAACCUAGUAUCCUUAAAGAACAUAAAAGAAGCUAAUGGUUUUUCUUUCACCUUUGAGAAUUUAACUGUCACAAGCAAAUUAUUAGAGUUUUACAUCAUAUUAUAUUUCAAACUACUUAGAAAAAACUACACCAAUAAUUUCGAGAGUGAUAUUUUACCAACUAUUAUCAAUAUUAAAAACAGCAAAAAAAUAAAUGAAAAUGAAAAGAUCAAACAUUUAUUAGAAAUAUUUAUUAAAAGUAUUUUGGAACAAGAUGAAACCCCAAAUUUCAUAUUACCAAACUAUUUUAGUAGAUCCAUAUUUACUUUUUAUAUAGAAAACUUUGGUUUCGAUUUAGAAAAUGAAAAGCUUCUAUUAAAGGUAUCUACAUUUAUUUUUGAAACAUUAAAUGAAAAUGCUUUAAUCAAACUAUUCUCAAUUUUAAAGAACUCUAUAGAUAUCGACAGAGAAAUUAAAUCAAAUAGUUUUACAAAGUUUUUUAAUCAAGCCCGAGUUUUGCCAUUUUUAAAGCAAUAUGACCAACAAACAAAAGAAAGAGGACCACAAGUUGUGUUUCCAAAAAAAAUUAUUAAAUUAAUUUUAACAAACUCUGAUGUUACGACUUUAAAUGAAAUUUUAAAAUGCAAUUUAAUUCAGGCCAAAGAUUAUUCAAAUUCCACCUCAUUUCAUUUUUUAAAUUCGAAAUUUGAAACUUUUAAAUGGUAUAUAAAUGAAUUUUUACUUGCUAAUCAAAUAACAAUCAACAAAAAAGAAACUAUUUCAAUGGACUCUAUUGAAAAAAUCGAUUUUAUUAUUGAAAAUUACAACAACAUACAAUCUUUAAUUACAAAACCAAAAUUUACAUUUUCAAAAUUAAAAUAUAUCAAAUAUUAUUGCGAAAAGGCAGUUUAUGAUCCAUCAUAUUAUUUCUAUAAAUAUUUAAAAGCUAUCAAAAUCAAAAAUCAAACUAUUAUAAACCACUAUAGAUUAUUUGAUAAGGCACAAGUAAAAGGAAAAGAAAAUGAUACAAAUAAAAUUGAAGGUUUAAAAUCUAUUAAAGAAGAAAAAAUAAAACUUUGGUUACAAUACAUAUCAGAACAUGGUUAUAGCAACUUAUCAAACAAAAAAUUCAAGAACUUUAUUUUAAUUCUUUAUUCAUAUAUAAAAGAUCAAAAACUUUUAAAAGAAGAAUCAAUGAACAAAGAGUACAAAUCAUUCAAAAUAAUGCCCAAUUAUUUUCCAGCAGCUUCUAAUGAAAUUUUAAAAAGCACUAUCGACAUUUGUAUGGUUAAAUUAAUUUUAGAGAACGGAUAUGUUAUUAAAGAAAAUCAAAUUUUUUCAGAUUACCAAUUCGAUUUAGAUAAAGAUGAUUUUUUUUCAACACAUUAUCAAGUAAUUGAAUAUCUUUUAAACAAGCUAACCAGUGGUCAACAAAAUCUAUUUAAUAUCCAAUUUAAUCGACUAUAUUCAUCAUCGCUACAAUGUAAAGAUAUUACUUUUAACAAAAUUCAAAAACUAGAUGAACUGUUCCAUCACUAUUCUGUUCCAAUAUACAAAGACUCUUAUCAUACCUUUCUUUAUUUAAAAAUUAAAAGUGAAAAAUUUUCGGAAUAUUUUUUAAGAAUGGAUUACUAUCAUGAAACUCUCUCAAAUAUUUAUAGAAAUUCAAGCUAUCUAAUGUUAGAAAAUCACGAUGUUCUAAAUGAAAUUAAUUUUCCAAUGCAAUACAUUAAAAACUCAACAUUUUCAGAAAUAUUUUUAAAAUUGAACAACUUAACACUAGAAAGUAUUAAUCCAUCGAAACAUCAACUAUCAGAUCAAAUUCAUUAUGUUUUUACAUUUCUAGCUUCUAUCCAUUCACCUAAUAUUAUUGAAAUACUUGUGCAAGAUUUACUAGAAACAAGAAAUGACUUAGAACCAUAUUGGUUACCAAGUUUUACCCAAAAUUUAUUAAGAGUGUUUGAAGAAUCACAAAUUCCAAAACUAAUUGCCUAUGUAAAAAAUAAAAAAAUAUAA
Molecule: messenger RNA, 2697 nt
Organism: Dictyostelium purpureum
Lineage: Eukaryota; Evosea; Eumycetozoa; Dictyosteliales; Dictyosteliaceae
Exons: 1
Coding region: 1-2697 (898 amino acids)
Source: RefSeq, a predicted model, not a curated record